GAGCAAUCCUGUAUGAAAAUAUCUUUAACUUUAUAAAUUUAUAAAUUGGUUCUUUCCAAAAAAUAAUUGAUUAUAUGCAUACAUAUGGUGGUGGUAUACACAUCACCAUAUUAUCCCGAACACCAUCAUUGUCAAUGGCAGCAGCUGCCACAACUCCUGCAACAAUAACAACAACAACAACAACAACAACAGCAUCUUCGUCAAGUGCAGCUGCUGCUGAUUUGUCAUAUGAGGCUUUUAUAGCCUACAGGAGAAGUCAACCAGGACCCAUAUCCUACAGGGCCCAUAGGAUAUGGGUCUCAAAUAAUGGGGCAGAUCUCCCCUCUUUUCGUUGGGGGAGAAGAAGAAGAAAUGGGAGGGGGGGGUGUUAUGUAUAAUUAUAAUUAUAAUUGAUUAUACAAAAUAUAUACAAAUAAAUUAAAUAAAAUUUUACAAUAAGCACUGUUGUUUUUCUUUACCCUUCCUAAGAUAAAUUUUGCCAAUGUUGGAAAUGAUUUUAAACAAUAAAGGCGUUUAUGACUUUUUUAUUUAACAUAUGGGUGCCUUACAGUAAAAAGUACCAAUCUUCUGAGUUACUGAUACAGUUGCAUAGAGUCAGGAAUAAGUCACAAAAUAAAACAAAAAUUAGCUUGAUAGCAUCAUUUUUAAAAGUUCUACAUAGUUUUUCAUGGAAGUGUUUU
Messenger RNA from Hydra vulgaris (swiftwater hydra), 680 nucleotides. The record is from RefSeq and is a predicted model, not a curated record. Lineage: Eukaryota; Metazoa; Cnidaria; Hydrozoa; Anthoathecata; Hydridae.